CUGUUCUCAGUUUGGAUGAAACCGCUCUAUUCAGACUUGUUGAUGGUUAUCGGGUUGUAAAAUCGUCAAAACGAUACGGAGGGGGCCAGACAGGCAAAGCAGACGGUCAAGAGAACUGUGAAAAGGAAACGGAGUUUCACCCCCUCCGACUGUAUAAUCUGACGAAGGAUUUUACGACAAAGCUGGAGGCAGAGAGUUUAGAAACUUUCCAGGUUGUUCUUAAUUUGUUGUUUUGCUAGUUUUAAGGGCACGUCGAGAGAAAACACGGACGCCGUCUGAGGGCGGGAAGGGGGAGUUUUCAGAGUUCUUUUCUCUUUAGAAUGAAGUUGGAAAUGCGAUCCCCAGGUUAUCAGUGGAGCUUUGCAAGAGGACAAUGUGUAUGAGAAUAUGCAAGAAUCACAGGAAGUCCCCAUGUCCAACCACCUUGACGAAGUCAUUGCUGCUGUCAGCGACACUGCUGAGAAGAGGAUCCCGAACAAGCUGCUCCAGACAGCGCUGUUCCAGCCCCCUCGAGAGAAACUCCACCUGUGCGAAGAGAAAGCAAAGUCCCACUUGAGCAACCACGAGUACAAACAGGCCAUCCAGGAGCUUGUGCGCUGUGUGGCAUUGACAAGAAUCUGCUACGGCAGCUCACACUGGAAACUAGCGGAGGCGUUUGUUAAUCUGGCUCAAGGCUACCUCCAGCUGAAAGGGAUGUCCCUACAAGCAAAGCAGCAUGUGGAAAAAGCUAAAGAAAUCCUGGCCAGCUCCAUGGAGAGUCCCUAUCACGACAAGACAGAUGUUUUCAAGUGUUCCAUAGAGCUUUUCUACACCAUGGGGAGAGCCAUGCUCGCCCUGCAAAAAUUUAAAGAAGCCGCGGAGAACUUGUUAAAAGCCGAAAGACUUUCCAAGGAGAUGCUGCAGUGUGGGAACAUGAUAAAGGAGGAGUGGGUAGAAAUCCAAGCACGGAUCAAGCUGUCGUUCGCACAGUUGUAUCAAGGUCAGAAAAGAUCAAAAGAAGCUUUGCCCUACUAUCAAAAGGCUUUGGAAUAUACUGAGACCAUCAAAGACGAAAACAGUCUCGAGUGUGUACCAGUGCUAAGGGAACUGGCAGGUGUGGAGCAAGCCCUGGGAUUCCACGAUGCCGCUGUCAAUCAUUUCUCACGGGCACAUCUCAUCGUCCUGAGUAAAAAUUUCUCCCCAGAGGAGGCUGCAGACUCUGCACACUUUGUUGCCCGGGCUGCUGUUGCUUCUGGGAGGCACGAGCACUAUGAUAUGGCCGAGCAGUAUUUCCAGGAAAGCAUGGGUCAUGUGAAGGAUUCCGAAGGAGCAGGAAGAGCCAAGUUCCUUUUGAUUCAAGACGAAUUUUGCAAUUUUCUGCAAAUCACUGGACAAAAAGAAAGAGCGACUAUGAUCCUGAGAGAGUCCCUGGAAGCCAAAGUCGGAGCAUUUGGUGACUUCAGCCCCGAGGUGGCAGAAACAUACCGGUUCCUGGGCAGGGCAGACCUGGCACAGGGAAACCACAGCGGAGCACACAUGAAGCUAAAGAAGGGAAUUAGGGGCCAGGGAGAAGACCCUUCAAUCACCAAAGAGUGUGUUCAGAUUGAGACGUUCUUGUAUGGAUCGCAGGACAAGAGGACCCUGGCCACGCAGCAGACCAUAGACACGCUGUCCAAGAUCUCUGAGGUUGCCAUGAAGCCGAGGCAAUCUCCGAAAGCCAAGGCAGCAUUCUGCACCAGCGUCCCUCAGUGCACCGUGCCAGGCAAGGCCAAGCACAGUGUGGCAGACUGAGCCCCCCAUGUGCCCCAAAGAAAGCUCCGAGAAAGACUUGGCAUUGCUUUUAGUAUGCUGAACAACUCUCUGUCCAACUAGAAGGUGAAAUUUAGCAGUCGCUGCAGGUUUUUAAGGCUGUUUGCAACAGCAGUACCCUUGACUUCCAUAUCUCAAGUGUGGACGCCCUUCUGGAUGACCUUUUGCUUUGGUUAUUUUUUGUCACUUUGAUAAUUUCUCUCACCAAAGAGAAUGUCCCCCAUCAUCUUUACCGUGUCGGAAAGACUCUUCUGAAGUUGGAGCUUUCUUGCAGGAAAGAGACUGCCCCUGAUUGCAGGUAGAGCCCCUGCGCAGUCCAGAGCCGCCGCUGGGGUAGCAAGACUGCACAAAGCCUUCCUUACAGGAAAGUAAUAGGGACCGAGAAGAAAAUGCCAAUAAAGAGAAACUUGUGCUAUGGUCAGUUUGUGUGUUUAAAAUGAAGACUGGAGUUGGCGAUGUGGCUUUAUGCCGGAGCGCUUGCCUGGGCUCCUCGAAGCCGGUUAUGGUUUGAAAGUGAAUUGCCCCUCAUAGACUUGUGUUUGAACGCUUGGCCCCCACUGCUCUUGAGGCAAGGGUCUAGUUGGAUGAAGUGGGUCAUUGGAGAUUGGCCUUGAGGUUUCUUAGCCUGAGUCCUACUUUCUAUGUACUCUCUGCUUCCUAACUGCAGACUCUGUGUCUCUGCCCGGUGCUUCUGCCACCUACUUUCCCCACCAUGGCGUGUAUGUAUUCAUGUAUGUAUUAUGUAUGUAAUAUAUUAUUAUGUAUUAUGUGUGUAUAUAUAUACACACACACAGAGGUACAUACACAUGCACACACACGCGCGCUCGCGACAAGCAUUCAUGCACGUGAACACACACAUGUGCACACAAUAUAUCCCUUCCAUCUAAAAGCCAAGAUAAACCCUUUUGCUUCCUGUUGAGGAAAAUGACGUGGAAGAUGGGCAUUUGAAGCAGCUCCACUGCUGUGGGAGGCCUGACUGUGGUUUUGGGUGUUUGGAAUUUGUUUGCAGGAAGAAUAUGGAAAGUUUAGAAAUAAGGGCAAGAGAGCCCAUGGCAUGGUGAACGCAGAUCUCAAUGGGCCACCCUGGUGGGAUUCCAGAAGACCAGGAUGCUAGGAUCCUGGCGAGAGAGGACAAUAAGGGCUCUGGAAGGACCUGGACUAAAGGCCUUCUGUUCCACAUUAUAACAAAGACUGUCUGCAUUCGGCCCGUGUUCCAAGAGCUCACAUGAGCCUAAAUUUACAGGUAAUAAACUAGUGUGUCUGGCGGAGGAAACCCUUAGGAAGGAGAGCAUUCCGGUGUGGUGUAGUCGCUGCUCACUGUCCUUAUCCAGAGAGAGCAACACGUGGAGCAGAAGACAUGAAAAAUGUGGCAAUUAGAGGGGAAAGAAUGAAUUCAAGCUAGAGAUAAGGUAGGUACAAAAGCAGCUUGGUUGUUAGAGGGAUUAGCUGCCCCUUUAAGGAGAAGUCUGGUGCUUUGCACUGGGACAAAGGCAAAUUGUCCUGAGAGCAGAACCCCAAUAAGGGCUCCAAUUCUGGAAAAUGAAAAUGUAUUUGAAAGGAGGUGAGUAAGCCUCCAUGGGGAAAUCAGAGGUCCCUUCUUGGAAAUUAAUAUCUGGGAACAGAGGCCUGGACAACUGUGGUCCAAGGGGCCAUACUACAUCUCAAGGCGGCAGCAGAACAUGACGGCUUUAUCCACAUGAUGCUGGUUAUAAAGAUGCAGAAUGUGAGUGGAAGUUUGUGUCAAGGUUCUGCAAGGCGCUGAGGCCACCGUGUGAAGCUGUGACAAUGAGGCCUAAGUUGUAACGGAGACCUCGGGAUGUUGGAGAUGCCAGAACCACACGUGAUGUCCACUGAAGGAAUCUGCAGUAGAUCCAUACUGUCCUGUGGGCUAUGAGUGCUUCAGA
This is a messenger RNA of Chionomys nivalis (European snow vole), 3692 nucleotides long. RefSeq names its product tetratricopeptide repeat domain 23 (gene Ttc23). Lineage: Eukaryota; Metazoa; Chordata; Mammalia; Rodentia; Cricetidae. The coding region runs from base 388 to 1770 and encodes 460 amino acids. The record is from RefSeq and is a predicted model, not a curated record. The transcript has 12 exons. Gene Ontology annotation, molecular function: protein binding.